Molecule: messenger RNA, 7941 nt
Organism: Biomphalaria glabrata
Lineage: Eukaryota; Metazoa; Mollusca; Gastropoda; Planorbidae
Product: atrial natriuretic peptide receptor 1-like
Exons: 28
Coding region: 649-5181 (1510 amino acids)
Biological process (GO): receptor guanylyl cyclase signaling pathway; intracellular signal transduction; protein phosphorylation
Cellular component (GO): membrane
Molecular function (GO): ATP binding; guanylate cyclase activity; peptide receptor activity
Source: RefSeq, a predicted model, not a curated record
AUGCGGCCCCUAGGGACACGUCUGGCUCAGUCCACUGUAGCUACACGGGCACACGAGUGUCGCCCCUAGUGUUUAACAUUUCACCAAUGGUACACACACAUCUUUCCAGACACGUGUACCGCCUCUGUCCUGGCGAGUUUAAAAAAAAAGGCAUUUUAUUCUCUUUUUAGCAUUCGAUCUAUCCCGUUCAAAGAGUUGUGAUUAAAUAUUGUUUAAAAUUCGGCGUUGAUAUUUUAGUUCAGCAUUCAAAGCGGACUCCGAUUUAUGUUUUUUUUUUUUUUUUUUAGCUUUUAAAGUGUUGGGUGGCAGACUCAAGCCAGGAACUUGUUUUCUAAGAGAUGGAUUAGCGGUUCUAGAAAUGUUUGGAUCCUUUGGUGUUCUUUUUCAGUGGAGAUUUUUCGAUUUGCUAAAUGUUACGCCUUGUAUAAGCAAAGACAUAGUCAUCAGGUAGCACCAGGUGGCACCGGAUCUUUGAGGACUUUAAUCCUGUCCUAGAAGCUUCAUCCAUAGAUCUAUAAAUAAAGUGAAGGUUGACAUUUCCGGGAUAACUGACAACCCUCUUUGUUGUUCUUUCAGCGCAACGUAAUGGUACUAAAAAUAGUCAUACAGAGGAAAGAGAGGUCUUCAGGGCGAGGUGAAGAUUAAGACAUGGACGUAAAGAAAAUGAUCUCCCUUGUCGUCUUGCUGCUGGUCGCUCUACACUGUUGUACAGGUCAUAAUACGGACCAUAUCCACAUACUGCUUCUGGCACCAAGAAACUCGUCCCAAGAAUUCUCAAUGGCCUCCAGUAUUGGUCCGUUUGCGUUGGCCAUUGAAAAUGUAACCAACCUGGGACUACUGCACAACUAUGCAGUCAACAUAACCUGGGAAGAUUCUGCUUGUGAUCCGAAAUACGCCACCGGUAACCUUGUGGCCACCAUGCUGAUUCACAACAUCGAUGUCAUCUUCGGACCACCCUGCACUAAAGCUAUGACCCCGGUGGCAGACUUGGCUUCCUUCUUCGACAUCCCGAUCUACAGCUGGGUGUCCAAUAACUUAGUGGACAAGUCAGUCAAGACGACCUUGAUGAGAGCAAUAGCCCCACUGUCGUCAUUAGGUGACCUGCUGAUAUUCUUCUGCGAAAAGGUCAGGUGGUACCGGGUCAGCAUGAUCUCCACCGUCGGCGAGUUGACCGAAGGGAUGUCGUCCUUCUACAAGGAGGCCAUGGACAGACAGGACAUCACCUUGGUCCGAGAGUUCAAUAGAGUUAAAGUGGCGGUCAACAAGACGCAGAUCGAGAAAAUGUUUAUCACUUUGAAAGCUGAGACUAGAAUUAUAAUCCUAGUGGUGCCAAGGGAUGAAGUCCGCCGUUACCUGAUCGUGGCAGACGAGUUGGAGAUGACCAACGGCGAGUACCAGUUCCUGUACACAGAGCACAGCGUGGCAGACAAAGAGUUUCUGGAGACCCUUCAGAGCACAGACUUCUGGAAGAAAGGAGACGGGGAUGACGAGAAGGCCUUGAAAGGCUUUCACAAUCUGUUAUAUUUUACAUAUCACUAUGUUUUGGAAUGGUCUUUAAACACAAGUGCCUCUAUUGAAGCUGCCAACAGACGCUUUGGUUCGAAUCCAAAGUUUCCAAAGCCUAUAGAGCCUGACAAGUACUCUCGCUUUCUGUACGAUGCUGUCUAUCUGUUUGCGUUGGCCUUCAAUGAAACAUACUGGAACAACUUGUCCUUCACAGGUCAAAACAUUUACAACGCCAGUAAAAAUAAAAUAUUUCAAGGGCAAACUGGCAGAUUUCUAACAAAUAACAAAGCCGACAGACAGUCCAGCUUUUUGAUCUGGGACAUGAAUAAGAAGAACGUAUUUCAACAAGCUGUCAUUACCAGAUAUUCUGUCAAUGGUCAGAUCACGUGGGACAUGAAAGCCCCCAUCCUGUGGGGUAACGGUAAGCAAUAUAAUGAUUCCAACAGUUCCAGUGACUUCAUUCCACUAGACAGUCCACGCUGUGGUUUUAACAGUGAGCUGUGCGUUCCAGACAAUUUAGUUGAGGUUGUAGCUCCUCCUAUCGUCGUCUCAAUCAUGUUGGCUGCUAUUAUCAUAUUUCUCAUCAUAUAUAGGUGGUGGAAGAAAGAGAGAGAACUGUACGAGACGAUGUGGAAAGUCAAGUAUACAGAUUUAAACUUCAAUAUUGCCAGAGGUCCCAUAUCUCAAACGGCUAUAUCAACUCUGGGCAGCAAGCAAUCUCUUAAUGAGUCCGACAACAGGUCCGAAUAUUCCACCGGAAACGUUUCCGGCUAUUCCAACAUGAGGACAGACAAUAUGCUCAUGAUAAGCCAAAUGUUCACAUUGGUAGCUAGACUGAAUGGUGACCAGGUGGCUGUCAAGAAAGUCAGAAAAAAAUCUAUUAGGGAGGACAAACUGUUACUUAAAGAAAUGAAAAUAAUGAAAUCUUUAAAACAUACCAAUCUGGCAACAUUCCAUGGUGCCUGUACAGAAGCCCCUAAUAUUUGUGUGUUAUGGGAAUAUUGCAGCAAAGGAAGUUUAGAAGAUAUUUUACACAACACAGAUAUCAAACUGGAGUCAAUGUUUCAAUUCUCUAUAGCACUAGAUAUAUGCACGGGUUUAAAUUAUCUCCACACAAGUGAGCUGGGACAGCAUGGCCAUCUGAAAACAUCCAACUGUGUGGUAGAUAGCAGAUGGGUAGCCAAACUUACUGACUUUGGCCUGCAGAGGUUUAAAAAGGGAGAAAAGCCAGCAGAAGACACAAGUAAUGAUAAAUAUUAUACAGAUCUGUUUUGGACUGCUCCAGAAGUUCUGAGAUGCAUAUUAAACAACAUGAAACAUCUUGAAACCAAAGAGGCAGAUAUUUACUCUCUUGGCAUUGUCCUGAAACAGCUGUUAUGUAAAAACACAGCCUACAGUGAGGAGCUGAACACAAUGACUGCUAAGGAGAUCAUUCUUCAGGUUGCCAACUGCAACAAAGACAGCAUCUUGUUGAGGCCUUUCAUAAACAGUGAAUUUCCAGAGCACCAAGCUGUGAUGAUGUCCUUUGUUAGUUUGAUCAGAUGCUGCUGGUCUGAAAACCCUACAGAACGUCCAACUGUAAAGAGAGUUUUAAAUACCAUGAAGCGGCUCAGCCCAUUAAAAAUGACUGGAGUACUAGACAACAUGUUAGCACUAAUGGAAAGAUAUUCUACAAGACUGGAAGAUCUUGUGUCAGAAAGAACUAUUCAAUUAGAAGAAGAAAAAAGAAAGACAGAAACUUUAUUAUACAGAAUGUUGCCCAGAAAGGUGGCAGAUGAUCUCAAAGCUGGCCAACAUGUGCAGGCUGAAGCCUUUCAAGAUGUCACAAUCUAUUUCUCAGACAUUGUUGGUUUUACUACUCUGGCAGGGGAGAGUACACCAAUGGAGAUUGUAGAAAUGUUGAAUCUUCUUUACAGCCAGUUUGAUAAUAUUAUUCAAAACUUUAAUGUGUAUAAAGUAGAAACAAUUGGUGAUGCCUACAUGACAGUAUGUGGAUGUCCAGAACCAAAUUCAGAACACGCCCCAGUAAUGGCUGACAUGUCCUUAGCUCUCCUAGACUCAGUCAUACAUUUUGUGAUACCCCAUCGUCCCAAUAAUCAGCUAAGGAUAAGAAUUGGUUUAAACUCUGGACCAGUAGUAGCAGGAGUAGUAGGCAAUACCAUGCCUCGCUACUGUCUCUUUGGCAACACAGUCAACCUAGCUUCAAGAAUGGAAUCUCAAGGAAUGCCUCAAUGUAUUCAAAUAAGUUACUUCACAUAUGAGCUGUUGAAAAAAUAUCCAGAUUUUAUAAUGGUUCCUAGAGGCUUAGUAGAAAUUAAGGGUAAAGGUAAAAUGCCGACAUAUUGGCUUAAAGGCCGAUGCUCUACCAUGCAACUCCACCUGGAGACAGAUGACAUUUCCAGGCUGGCCAAUGGUGUAAGCCCCAUCCCUCCCAAGGAAGACAAUGACAAGCCAAACAUUGGUGCUAGCAGCAUCGCCUUUCAGUCUCAAGAAAACAGAACAGCCAACCAGAUUCAGCCAACAAGUCAUGAAAACAAUCCAGUAUUGCCUGUUGCAGCUCAGCUGAAUGACUGUACACCACCUCACAUAACAACUUUGGAUAAGGUUAACAAUAGCACUGAGCAAUGGUCUCCCAUGUCCUGCCACAAGAAACUCUGGGAUAGUGACACCCAGCAAACAUCACAAAAAAUUGUGGAUGAUGCUAGAAACAGUGACCAGUUCUGGGCAGACCAAUUCAGAAACAAAAUGAGCUCUACAGGAAAAUUGGAUGGCUCAAACAGUAAACAAUGUUCAUCUUCUUCAGCUUCCCAUGAUGCACCCAUUAAAGGGGAAACUUUGACUAAAAACUAUUCCGUUCUAAGUUUUGAAAGCAACAACAGUUUCACCAAGUUCUCACCCUAUGAAAGAUCUUUAGACUAUGAAAGUGACAUUUUUGAGCUGUCCCCUCACAGCUUUAAUUCACUCAAUACUGCAAGUCCACUAUCCCUGAACGAGUUGCCUUUUAGAACCUACACUUCAUCGUGUAAUUUGCCAACAAGUUUGACAAACCACCACACAAACCCCCAUAAGUCUCAUGAGCAUUCAACAAAGAUACAUUCAAAACCUAUCUCACACUAUCACUUCAACCCAGGAAAAGUCAGUGCUAGCCAAAACUCACCUUUAGCUAAUUUGUUCUCAACACAUAAUGUGAAUUCCAACAUGGAAAGUAAGCACAGAAAACAAGAUUCAGAAAAAAAAGCAUUGGUAUCUAAAUCUGAUUCUGGAAAUGAUAAGCAUGUGACACAUUCACCAAGAGAUGAUCUAUCCAAUCGAACUGUUGUUAUGUACUCCCCAACAACAAGCCCUAGCAAAAAAAGUCCAAUUCGUUAUAUUGCUGCAAAAGAACAGACUUUAAAAAAUCACAUUACCAAAUCAGAUUGUACCAAUGGGUUUGACUUGGAAGACUCCGACAGUGGGGAAAGUGUUGACUUGGCUAAAACCUUCAACUCAGUCGAUGCUAAGAAUUCCAAGUCUAAAAAGGAGUCACACUCCCCACCUCGGCACACCCCCCAAAUACAAUGCCACAGCCCAACAAAGAAACCCCUAGAUAGGCUGGGUCAUCAUUCCUCUGACAAAAACCGGUUAUUAAAUAUGCAUUGGACUGACAAUUUGCAGUCUACAACCUGUGACAUUUGAACUUUAUCAUGCCUUCUCUUAUUGGUGUCUUUUUUUUUUUACACUAUUGCUUUAAUUUCAAAAUGACUUUAAGGCAAUGCUUUCAUUUAUAACCAUCAUACACAUUAAAAUAUUAAAGAUUUCUGUAAAUGUUGAUUAAAUUUCAAAUAAUUUCAUGCUUUAUUUAAUAUCAUUCCAUUUAUAAUAAAUUUGUGUAUAUAUUUAGUGCAUAUUUCAUAGUCCUAUUGAUAUUUUCAUAAAGGCCUUGAAAAAUCCAAAAUAAUACAAAUUAUGACAACCUAUUUGUUGAUAGACUUUGUUGUUUUAAAAAUUUUCUUUUUCUGUGAUCUACAAUUGUUUAUACCAUCCUUUGUAUAUGAGCUGAUAUAAUGUAAAGUCUUUUUGUUUUUAUAAAUAAAUGAUGAGAUUUUGUAUAUAAUAUUAUCUCUAAUGGAUUCACUGGCACACAGCAGUGAAAUGAAAUUUAAAAAAAAAAAAUAGAAAUUUCAGUAUUUCAUAUGCCCAAAGUGAUAGAUACUCAUGUUCUAAGAUUUAAAUUGUGAAAGAAGUUCUGUUGUGAUUGAAUAUGAAAUAUUCUUAGCACAGUUUGAUAUAAAAGGAAGUGGAUAGAGGUAGACAAGAGAAAAGAGUGAAAAACUGAAAGUGAUUAAGUCACACUUAUCAUGAAAUGUAGGUCCAUAUGUUUUCCAUCUAACAAAGUGAUACAGCUAUGUUUUUUAAAAAUGUAUUUCCUAAUUAUUAAGCUGCAUAUCUGGAUCUAAAUAUUGGAUACAACAACUGGUAGUCGAGAGUUAGUAGGCCCUAUUUUAAAAAAAAAAGCAAAAAACAUUUUCCCACAUGCUGAAAACAUAAUUAAAAUUGUAUUUUACCAUGUAAAGAAAAGUCACCACUUCAUCAGAAAAAAAGAAGAAAUGUUUUAAAAAUUUUCAUUUAAGUGCACUAAACAGUGAACAUUUGAUGACUGCCUGCCCUUUAGAACUGUCAUCACAAUGGCACUGAGUUUGAAUCCUGUUCUUUGCUUUAGCUUGCCAUCCUGCAGGAGGAUGGGGCUAGGAAGUACCAAUCCAAUCGUUUUUACUUCAGUAAUUAGGGAACAUAAAAUAGAUUUAAAUAUAGUGUUGAUCAUUUAAUAGCUAUAAAAACUAUGUGCUCUACACUUUGGUGGACAAACUACAUGUAAUGGUUUCCCUUUUUUAUUGCUGAUAAAGCAUUAUGUAUAGAUGUUUUACUUUCUAAAUCAAAAGUUUUUGUUUUUUUUCUUUUUGAGCCUCCAAUUUUCCUCUGUGCUAUGAAAGUCAACAAUAGGAGACAAAAAAAGACUUAGUGUAUAGUUUAAUUUCAGUAGCAUUUAGAGUGUAUGGAAUGUUGAAGUGCUGUGACUGUAAAACAAAAUGUGUUGAUUGUACUUAAGCAAUCAGUCAUGUGAAAAAUCAGUCAUAUGAGAAGUGUUUUUUUUUUCUACUGUUGAGAUGAAUCUUGUUGAAAAGAGCCAAGAAAUUGUUAGUUCUAUUGGUGUUGUUUUACUACAGAGAGGGAGUGUCUGCCAAUACAACUUACCUAAACAUUCUUUACUGCACAACCACUGUAGUAAUCUGGGCUCAUUUUGGACGGACACAUUGAUUUGGGCAGGCAGAACAAGGCAUACACACCAAAGGAUUUGUAUUCUAAUAACAAAAUGAUGUAUAACUUAAUUUGUUCAUUUUUAUAACUUCAUAGAAUCCUAACAGUGUUAGAAACAGUCCAGUAUAAUUUGUAGAUAUAAAAUGACUAGAUGCAUGAUGUGUAGGACGUAAUCAUGUUAUUUUUGAAGUUAGGCCUGUAUUAUUUAAGAUAUGAAGAUAAAAUCCAGUCUCCUGAAUUUGCAUGAAGAAUAAGGAACUUAACCAAAAGUAAACGGAAAAAUUUGAUGAUAUAAAGUUCAAAUUGUUCAAAAUUUUAAAAACCUAAAUUUGAAAUUGUAGGCCAUUAAAGUUGACAUUCUUCUACAGUCUGAACAUUUUAAAGACUUAAAAACAAAAAAAAAUUGAAAAGUAGAAAUUUGACAUGAGACUAAAACAAACUUUUAAACUGUGGCUCCUCUGACUAUCAUUGUAAAUGUUCAUUUGCAUUAAAAUUCAGGAAAUUAAUGAGCGCACCCUUCAAAACUUGAAGAUUAAUGGGAUAGGUAAUGUAAGAUUGAUCUAAUUCCUUGGCUAACUUGAUAUCCUUGACUAAAACAUUAAAAGAUUUUUUUCAACAAGUACCUGAGCUGGGAAGAUUUCCAGUGAAACAUUCAGUUUCUUCUAAUCUAUGGAGUUGAUUAUAACAUAUGCUAAUCCCUUCUUUUAACUUCUAAUGAACCAAUAAGAGCCUUUUUUUUGCCAAAGUGGAAUUUAUUAUGUUAUUCCUUUUUUUCUGCUUUUCUAUAUGUGAUGCACUUUUCAAAUUACUGUCAAACCUCAGCCUGAGCUCAGUUUGUUUAAUAUAUCUGGUGUUUGGCAUAAUUAAUUAUAUUAAGGUCAAAUUAGACUGAUUAUUUUGGAUUUAAAAACAGAACUUAAGAAGACUUUGUGUUGUUUGAAGCAGAAGGCUUAUUUUUUUUCAGCAGAAUCUAGUAAUUCCAUGAUUACGCAUACAUGUUAUUAAUGUUACAUUUUUCAACAUUUGUCCUUGUGUGUAUAAGUAUUUGCAUAGCUAAAGUUAUUUACAUAAUGUCUAUAUUUCUACACCAUAUGGCCCAAUUUGUUAUAUAACAGAAUAAAAGACAGUAUGGUGCUUUAA